UCGUAAAUGACAUUCGGUCACACUAGCGAACGCCCAGGGAAAGUUUUGUUUAUUUUUUGUGUCCCCCAUUUCUCCCUCUGGAAUAAUGCUGAAUGCUAAGAUCGGCAAGGUCGGGAAAGUGCUGGUGUGCGGGAUGAAGGGCGUAGGCAAGACUGCUUUGAUUGAGCAGCUGGUGUAUGGCCACGUCAAUCCGGAAACAGAGCUGCAUCCCACAAUUGAAGACAUCUACGUGGCUAGUGUGGACACGGGCCGGGGUGGAGCUCGGGAGACCUUACGCAUCUAUGACACGGCCGGACUCCAGGGUGAGCAGCAGCAACUUCCUCGGCACUACCUUCAGUUCCCAGACGCCUUUGUACUGGUCUACGAUCCCAUGGACCCGCGCAGCCUGGACAUGCUGGCUGAUAUCAAAACGGAUAUCGAGAAGCACAAGGAAAAGAAAGAGAUUCCCGUCGUAGUGCUGGCCAAUGUUCGGGCUCGGGCAGCACCCAAUCCGGUCGAAAAGGUCAUGGACCGCGCUAACAUUUGGUGUCAGCGAGAGCGUAUCAAGCACUACACGGUGAACGCCAUGGAGCGGCCAUCUCUCUACGAGCCCUUCACUUCGCUGUGUGCCCGUCUCCAUCCGACGCAGACGAAGAGCACGUUCCCACAGCUACGCCAAGUCAUGCAAAACCGGCAGAAGAGCGAGGCCUAGGGGACCUCAUAACCAAAAGAGGCCGAUAUUAUUUAAGUUUUAUCUUAUUUAUCCAUUUAGGGAACUUGCCUUGUAUUAACCGCUGAGCUUUAAUGAGGGCCUGAGCCCGAGCCACUUGUACUUAUGUCUAUCUGUUUGUGAGUGUCCAACUGAAUCUAGUAUUUAUUACACCGAAAUGUCUAAUCUCAUUGAGAGAGAA
This is a messenger RNA of Drosophila eugracilis, 890 nucleotides long. It is a transcript of the gene kappaB-Ras, whose product is annotated as NF-kappa-B inhibitor-interacting Ras-like protein. The coding region runs from base 86 to 691 and encodes 201 amino acids. The transcript has 2 exons. Lineage: Eukaryota; Metazoa; Arthropoda; Insecta; Diptera; Drosophilidae. Gene Ontology annotation, molecular function: GTPase activity; GTP binding. The record is from RefSeq and is a predicted model, not a curated record. Gene Ontology annotation, biological process: canonical NF-kappaB signal transduction.